CUACAACAUUCAUCAGAAACACCCAAAGAGAUGCGGAUGACCAUCCUGAAACAUGAACCUGGUCAAGAUUCACCUCCACAAUAUCCAGACAAUCCCAGAUCUCCAGAUGCCAAUGAGAGGGAUGUUGAAGCAAAUGAUCAUGUUGUGGACCUUCUUCAAGAGAAGAAAGAAACAACAGUGGGGCCAAAGGUUUCCAUCACAGGCAGCACGGUACAGACUCCAGACAGAACACAGAGAGAAACAGACUCUAGAAGCAGCCACGUCCUCAGUACAUCAACUGAUGGAGCGAGCUCAUCUCAACCACAAGACUCACAGAAGGAACAAAUGUGCAAAUUGCGCAGCAAUGUUGCUCAGAGUUGUGCUUAUCCGUUGGAAUCAAACCCCCACCUGUGGGGUCCGAGCAGAGCGAACAGUCUAUUCCGCUCUGCUCAGGUGAACACCUGGAACAGCUGCACCGCUGUGGACAGAGCGCCGUCGUGUGGACUGAACCCGGCAGCAACUGUCAGGACUCCAGCAGCUGCAGGGUUUCCCCUGAGCCUUCAACAGCACGCACUGGUGCAGGACCUGUUGGGUCUUUCACACUUUGGAGGCCUGGUGUUUUAUCCCUAUGCUGGCCUCUCUCUACGGUCCAAAGUGGAUUUCAGAGCCUGCCCGAGUGUCCACAGCCGGGACUACUUCUACUCUCCUAUGUUAUCUUCAUCUGUCCCUCGUGUGAGUGGCGGAGGAUUGAAAUAUCUCGUCCCUGAUCUGCUACUGCUGCCUGCAACAGAGCAGAAGAACUUGGUUGACGAUGCUGACAUUGACUGCAGUCAGGACGAGUCACAAACAGGGAGAAAAUUCUGAUCUAAUCUUAAAUGGAGUUACCACUCUAAAAUGUCCCUGCAUGAGGUGGACCCACUCCCACCUACACACUUAACAACAAUAUGUUGCAGGGCUUGUAAAUACCAUCUUAAAUUGUGAUUUAAUUAAAAUGCAGGUUGGUGGAUGACAUGGAAACUGAAUGAAUGUCUUUUCUUGAGUCAGAAAAUGUCCCACCUUUGAAUCCAGAAAGCAGAAGAAAGGUCCAGUCUGACUUAGGAGGAGCGGAAAUGUAAUAUAAUGAUGUUUUCAUUAUUCAUGAAACUGAGAAUUGUUGUGUUCUUUUGUUAGCUUAGAAUGAGCCCUUCAUAUACUCAUAGCUCUUUCACUGAGUCCGCAAUGAUGCACCACAGACAAACCAAACACAAUCACAUACAGUCAAAUGUCGCGGGUCAAGGUUUGACUCUGCAUGAAGCCAUGCUGCGGAUUCGCUACAGGAAACUAAUGUUCCAUUUGCCCCCUCUCUUGCACAGAUGGGAGGUGAGCAGGGGGCGAAGCUUUGCCACUGCUGCAUUCACGUGUUUGAUCUUGCCCUCAGAAGGGGAGGGGUGAGGGGAGGUGGUUGGUUGCAUUAUGCAUCUUCACCACCAGAUGUCACUACGUCCUACCCACUGAAACUUUAACACAUUUCUGAACAAAGUUUGGCCUUUAAAUUUACCUAAUUGAACUGAGAUGCAAUACACAAAGUCCAAAGAUUUACACACGCACAAAAUUUAAGUCAACACCUCAAAAUACAUUCACUUUCUUGCCAUUUAGAGAAUG
Molecule: messenger RNA, 1620 nt
Organism: Paralichthys olivaceus (Japanese flounder)
Lineage: Eukaryota; Metazoa; Chordata; Actinopteri; Pleuronectiformes; Paralichthyidae
Source: RefSeq, a predicted model, not a curated record